Ostreobium quekettii is the source of this 330-nucleotide messenger RNA. Lineage: Eukaryota; Viridiplantae; Chlorophyta; Ulvophyceae; Bryopsidales; Ostreobiaceae. The record is from the annotation of a GenBank genome assembly.
AUGUGUUCUGGGGGGAUUUGUGCAGCAGCCAAAUUAUGGGCUUUGGCAUGGGCUUUCCUGGACUUGCCAAGUUUAACGACGCAACCAAGGAUUCAUUCCCACUACGUUCUUUUGUCCUCACUGGUGCGCGCAAGCAAGAUCAACAAUGAAGCCAUAGAGAAGUACCCCAAAACCGAUAAAUGCCACUGGGAACAUGGAAUAAACAUCCCGGGCCAUUCAAUUGUGCGCACCAUCUCCAGUUUUGUACUGAAACUUCAACUGCAGACCGCGUGUUCCAACAAAGCAUUGCACUGCCGUAUAUAUUAUUGUUAUGCAGUGCCACAUAAAUAA